AUGCAGAAUCACGAGGAAUCUGAAGUGCGCGCAAAGAUCGAUCCGGGAGCGAGUUAUUUGAAUCACUCACCACCUACGUCGGCGCCGUCUCCAUUAGCUUCUGUCGCUGCAGCUCACUCUGCUCUUAAGCCUAUACGCCCUUUACCUCAGGCGCAUGGAUACGGCGGUUCCAGUUUAGAGACGCAGUCGCAUAUUCACCCUCAACUUAGAACGUCUUCUGCAGGUGUUCCGGCAUCUGAUAUGAUGCAGAGAGGAGUUUCACCUCCGUCGGACGAAGGCGCACCUAUUUCUGCGUCUCCCGUGGCCAACAUGGCUGCUCAAGGACUCCUAGGGCAUGAUCCUGAUGAUUCAGUGACGGACGGGCGAAAGGCGAAGCGGGAAUUGUCGCAAUCGAAAAGAGCCGCCCAGAACAGAGCUGCUCAGCGUGCUUUUAGACAAAGAAAGGAACAUUACAUCAAGAAGCUCGAGCAGCAAGUGCGCGAUUAUGGAGAGAUGGAGCAUAGCUUCAAAGCGAUCCAAAACGAUAAUUAUGCUCUUCGAGAGUACGUCAUUCAACUACAAUCUCGCCUCUUAGAUUUGCAGGUCGAAUUACCCCAGCCACCACCCAAUGUAAAUAUUGGCCCCCCUGCUACUGCCUCUACUAGUGCUCGCGGUGCGCACGCGACCACGGCUCCUGAGCCCGGUCCUAAUAAUACCAAUGCUGGAACUCUAGCGGACGUUGCGGCAGCAGUAGCUGGCUUAAGAGCUAGAGAGCCUUCGGCGGAUGGUCUGUAUACGAAACCCGCUUAUAAGUCGGAGUCUACCGAGGACUCGCAAACAGCCGAGGAAAUCCGCAGGCAGCUCCAACAAGAGGGAGGACCGGCCCCCUCAUCCCUGCGAGCCUAG
Messenger RNA from Daldinia childiae, 885 nucleotides. RefSeq names its product putative transcription factor kapC. Gene Ontology annotation, molecular function: DNA-binding transcription activator activity, RNA polymerase II-specific; transcription cis-regulatory region binding. Gene Ontology annotation, cellular component: RNA polymerase II transcription regulator complex. The coding region runs from base 1 to 885 and encodes 294 amino acids. NCBI's taxonomy places the organism in Eukaryota, Fungi, Ascomycota, Sordariomycetes, Xylariales, Hypoxylaceae. The transcript is spliced from 3 exons. The record is from RefSeq and is a predicted model, not a curated record.